Nothobranchius furzeri (turquoise killifish) is the source of this 3079-nucleotide messenger RNA. RefSeq names its product coenzyme Q8A, genome duplicate b (gene coq8ab). Lineage: Eukaryota; Metazoa; Chordata; Actinopteri; Cyprinodontiformes; Nothobranchiidae. The record is from RefSeq and is a predicted model, not a curated record. Gene Ontology annotation, biological process: ubiquinone biosynthetic process.
CGCUCCACGCAGGCAGCGGGGCAGCGACUGACAGUUUCUCCAACCAGUGUGACGCUUUGUUGAUGGUCGAAGCUCGCUGUUGAACUUUGUCUCAUUGGACAGUGUUUGUUCCUCCUGGAUGAUCUUGCACCUCGUUGGACGUGUCGCACCCUGCUGCCGUGGAGUUUUUUAAGGAACCGUGUCAAGUCCCAGGUCUUGUUGUUGUCCGCUGUGCAGCUCUUUUUGCACAACAAUGCUCUCCGGCCCUGCAUGCUCUCUCAUCUGAGACGGCGUGGUUUUCAACGCAUCUGAGCUGAAGCUGUUUGGGUCAGUUUCAACCGGGAAACGUCAUGACAGGUGACUCUGUGGUCUGGAGAGGUCUGAGAUGGGUGAAGGCAGCCAGCAGAGCCCCAACAAGCAGUCUGCUACACCUUCACCCCCCUGGAUCAGCAAGGAUGGAGCAUUGCCUCCACAGACUCGCAUCAGCGCAGCUUCACAGAUACUCAACCGUGAGCGCUUGCUUCAGCUCCGGCUUCUCUGGAGGUUUAAACGGCAGUCUGGGGACGACCGGCAGAGGGUUUGGUGCUAAACAUGUGGAGUACCACAGGAAGUGGCCGUGCCAGCUGUUUUCUGGUCAGACGCGCCAGUUUAACCAGGACGGCUCCACAGUGGGCCGGCUGACGUCAGACGACAUCCAGAAAGCCAGAAAAGCCAAGAAAACUGAAGCCAAGGAAUAUAAACAAUCGCUCAGCGACCGUUCCAGAGAGAGGAAGGUGCCCGUCACACGGAUAGGACGGCUGGUGAAUUUUGGAGGCCUGGCAUUUGGACUUGGACUUGGAGCGCUUGCAGAGGUGGCGAAGAACAGUUUCAAACCCAAACAACAAGUUUUUUCAGGAAGCAAAAAGGCCGUUCUGGACUCCAAUCCUUUCCUGUCUGAAGCUAACGCUGAAAGGAUCGUCCGAACCCUCUGCAAAGUCCGGGGGGCCGCUCUGAAAAUAGGACAGAUGCUCAGUAUUCAGGACGACGCCUUCAUGAACCCUCAGCUGGCUAAAAUCUUCGAGCGCGUUCGUCAGAGUGCUGACUUCAUGCCCUCUAAGCAGAUGAUGAAAAUCAUCAACAACGAUCUGGGUCCGAACUGGAGGGACCAGCUGGAGUACUUUGAGGAGAAGCCGUUUGCAGCUGCCUCCAUCGGUCAGGUGCACUUAGGGAGGUUGAAGGAUGGCAGAGAAGUGGCCAUGAAGAUCCAGUACCCUGGAAUUGCCAAAAGCAUCAACAGUGACGUUCGUAACAUCAUGACGGCUCUGAGUUUAAGCAACGCUCUGCCUCAAGGUUUGUUCCCCGAGCAUCUGAUCGAGGUCAUGAGUCAUGAACUGGCCCUGGAGUGUGAUUACAUAAGAGAGGCUAAAUGUGCCCGAAAGUUUCAAGAGCUGCUGAAGGACCACCCUUUCUUCUACGUGCCUGACGUGAUUGACGAGCUGAGCAGCGAGCGCGUCUUCACCACAACCCUGGUGUCUGGUUUCCCCCUGGACCGGGCCACGGAUCUCCCCCAGGAGCUCAGGAAUGAGAUCUGCGAGCAGAUCCUAAUUUUGUGCCUGAGAGAACUUUUCGAGUUCAGAUUCAUGCAGACGGAUCCAAACUGGUCCAACUUCUUCUAUGAUCCACAACUUCACAAGGUUGCCCUGUUGGACUUUGGAGCCACGCGAGAGUUUGACAAGAGUUUCACUGACGCCUACAUCGAGGUCAUCAAGGCGGCUGCAGAUCAGGACCGAGAAAAAGUCCUGCUCAGAUCCAGAGACAUGAAGUUCCUCACGGGAUUCGAGUCAAAGGCGAUGGAGAACGCCCACGUGGAGGCGGUGAUGAUCCUCGGAGAGGCCUUCUCCUCAGAAAAAGCCUUCGACUUCGGAGAGCAGAGCACCACCGAGCGCAUCCACCAGCUGAUCCCGGUGAUGCUGAGGGAGCGGCUGACGCCCCCGCCGGAGGAAACCUACUCCCUCCACAGGAAGAUGGGCGGCUCCUUCCUCAUCUGCUCCAAACUAAAAGCUAAAAUCUGCUGUAAGCACAUGUUCCAGGAGGCCUACAGGAACUACCAGAGAGGCCUGGACCCCUAGCGAAGGACCUCUGUGGUAACUCAACCCAAAACACUCCUGAUGACUAGUUUAGUUUCUUAAAGGUCUGCUCCGACUCAGAGAAAACUAAGACGGCAUCGGAAUAUCUGCCAGUUAAGAACCCUUAAUUAUUUGCUCUCUGUAACGAGUAAAUAAUGAAUCAAGUCCAUGUUAUUGUACUGUAUCCCCUUAUCGCUCUGUGCCUGUAGAGUCCGAGGGACAAAUGAAAACGUGGAUCGUGCAUUCUGCUACGCUGGUCAGAAAAGUGCCAAAAUAAUUCAUGUCAGUCAAACUUUCAAACGUUCAGCCAAAUUUCUAAAUCUAAAACGCACCGACAUGAAUGACCAGAUCAGAUUCUGAAUGUAUGGAGAGGAUGAGACACUAUUAGAAAGGACGGGUUUCCUGUUUGUGAAUAAAUCCAAAGCUGAAAGAAUGAUUAGAAAGCCUUAAUGCGGCUCUAAUCUGUAGUUAAACAUUUGGUUUGUUUCAAAGAAACAAAAGAAAAAUAAAAUUGUUAAAACAAUUGUUGUCGAUGGAGUUAAAUGACCCACUCUAAGUGGGUGGCGGCGGAUUUCUCUGCCUUUAUGUCCCUUAUGGCUUAUUUCUAUUCUAGAGGAGUUUUAACCUGCAGCCUUUGUGCAGCAGGUGAAACGAGUAGGAAAGUAAAAUCUAAUGAAAUAGUUAUUUUGCUUCUCAGUGGCACCCUUAGCAUUAUAGAGCGAUUUAGUUAGUUUUUUGUCUGUCUUAAUUUAGCUUUAUCGUCCAUGGAGGUAGAGCCUCUGCAGCUCUUGAACGUAUCGUGUUGAUGCCGAUCAGACAAACAAUUUUUGCACCAGUUUCUUUUUUUUUACAAGGUGCCAGCCAUCCAACUCUGAGCCUGAGUGAAAACAAAAAGUUGUUACAUCUGCCAAAAAAAAACUCUUCUCCAAAGGGCUUAAAGCAAAAGUGUGAAUUGUUUUGUAAUGAUUUCAUUUUUAAUAAAUUUAUAGAAACAA